AAUCCCGCCCCGAACCAAAAUGCAGCUGCGCAAUCCAAUAAGAAUUUGAGCAGGCACAAACGCACUGAGCGACUCGAGGGAGGGAGCCAGCCAGCCAGGACGACACCGGGAUAACCGAGAGGAUAAAACACCGGGUAGGGGACUCGGACGGGUUUGUUUACAGGCUGUAGUCUAGCAGGAUUCUUAAUGAACGAAUGCAAAAUCAUAAGUAACAUUAAUCCGAAUACUCAGAACGAGCCUGGUCGUGGAAACCUUCGUCGUCAAUACAGUAUUAACCAGCAGCAUCACCAAACUGGUAAUGAGUUCAGUGUUUCCACCUGGGGCAGCGGAUUUCACGAUUACGCGGCUUUGAGAGCGUGUUUACCUGCUGAAUCACCCACAACCUGGCGCGCACCGGACUCGAACCAAAGAAAAACAUACUAACACAAAAUAAAACCACAACUAGCAGCAGCACUGCAGGACUGGCGAGUUGUUACAAGCCCGGUGAUUUGAAGCGGCGCAGGCGGUGAUGGAGGCAUGACAUGAAGGUUCUGUACGACCGGCAGUCGGCACGCUACAUACAUGAUAGCUCCGUUUGAUGGAUGACUCGCAGUGCACAGGAAUAAAAUAGAGCUCGCAGUAUAACAUUAUGUAUUGAUGAAUGGGGCAGGCCGAUCCUGGGAAGAAGCCGGUUCCACAUCUGGAACUGAAAUCAUUGUGCAGAACAGCGUAAACCCCCGUCCCCCAUUUUUUUUUUCGGCCAUUGUAUACCACAGCAAGACGUGUUGGAUGGCGCUGGGCAGCUGAAAAAGAAGGGACUGGAUACUGCAUGUAAUUUUGAAGGGGAGUGAGUAGGUGGGACAUUGUAUUGCAUGGCUGUGAUACACACGCUAAAAUCUACUUUGAGCAAUGUUUCCUCUAUCCGUGUGACACACGGGCAAUUUUGUAUCUGGAAAAUAUUUUGUUUUGUUUUCACUGUCUCCCGUCCCAACUCGUGGUAGCGUUAAUAACUUGGUUGGGCAACAGUGUGGGGGUUACAGUUUCUAGCAGGAAGAUGUAAACGGACAGUUACCUUGGAUUUCACACUCAGUGCGGCGCCUGGGGUUGUGGAUAUGGAGCAUGUGAAGCGGAUACCCGGGGCGGGGGCGCGCACGCGCACAGACAAGAUCGAGCAGGACCAGGAGAACGGCGACAUCACUGGACCGGUUCCGGGCGCAUCCGGACCGAACCGGCUCAGGCCAUCCUCGUACCGGGCCCUGCGCAGUGCCGUGUCCACUCUGGCCAGGAUCGACGACUUCUACUGUGAGAAAAUCGGGGCAGGUUUCUUCUCUGAUGUUUUUAAGGUGAGACACAGGAUUUCGGGGCAGGUGAUGGUUCUGAAGAUGAACAAGCUGAUGAGUAACCGUGCGAACAUGCUGCGUGAGGUGCAGCUCAUGAACCGACUGUCCCACCCCAACAUCCUGCGGUUCCUGGGAGUCUGUGUUAAUGAGGGGCAGCUCCAUGCACUCACUGAGUACAUCAAUGGAGGGAACCUGGAGCAGUUACUGGACAGCAACGUCUACCUUUCCUGGUCUGUCCGAAUGAGGCUGUCUCUGGACAUCGCCAAGGGGCUGCGAUACCUGCACUCCAAAGGGAUCUUCCACCGCGACCUCACAUCCAAGAACUGUCUGGUGCGCUGCGAGGAUGGACGCUUCAGCGCUGUGGUGGGGGACUUCGGACUGGCUGAAAAGAUCCCCAACUACAGUGAUGGAGGAGAGAAGCAGCCCCUGGCAGUGGUGGGCUCCCCCUACUGGAUGGCUCCAGAAGUGCUGAGAGGAGAGCUCUACAAUGAGAAGGCUGACGUCUUUGCCUAUGGGAUCAUCCUUUGUGAGAUCAUCGCCCGGAUACAGGCAGACCCGGACUUCCUGCCGCGCGCUGAGGACUUUGGUCUGGAUGUGCAGGCUUUCCAGCACAUGGUGGGAGACUGUCCGGCUGCCUACCUCCAACUCGCUGUGACCUGCUGCAAUAUGUCCCCCGAGCAGAGGCCCUCGUUCUCUGAGAUCGCUCAGCAGCUGGAGAGGAUCCUGGAGGAACAGCAGAAGCAGGAGGAGGAGGAGGAGAGGAGUGAGACACAACGAGCAAGGAGCCAAGGGGAGAGCUGGGAGUACGUGCUGAGAGACGGCACCCAGGACCCCUUGAGCUGCAGUCCUGCUCGGAGGCGCUCGCUGUGUCUGCACCUCCCCCGAGACCAGCGGCUGUCCCGCAGCCAGUCAGAUAUGCUCCCUCCCAAAUCGCCCCCCUUUGAUUGCCUGGUUGGGAUGCCAGCCCGGGUCAACCCCUUCACCCUGCGAGAGGACCUCAAUGGAGGCAAGAUCAAGCUGUUUGACACGCCCAGUAAGUCUGUCAUCUCCCUGACCUUCGACCUGUCACCGCCCACUGACUCCUACCCAGCGACCCAGUCUGUAAACGCCAACCCCCUGCUCGACCGGUGUGGCUUUGUGGGGCCUGGAGCAACCCAGAGGUGCAGGUCUCUCCCAAACUCUCCCGAGCUGCCUCGGAAAGCUAGCUUCCUGAAGGAACUGAGAGAGCGGGCACAGGAGGACUUCGAGAACCCGGAGAUCUCGAGGGAACAGGAUCUGGAAAUCUCUCAAUGUGUUUCGCAAGACGGAGACCUGGAAACGGCACGUGAUCUUGAAAUUAUAGACCUGGAGAUCUUACAGGAACAGGGCCUGGAGUUUGGAGACCAGCAGGUGGAACCAAUGGACUGCUCGAGCAGCCCUGACACACUGGACGGGUCCAUAUUCCUGGACAGACCAGUGCAGCCCUUCCUGAACACCUGCCUGGUGACCCCGCCUUCUCCGCGCUCCAAAGACUGGCAGGCCGGCGUCUCGAAUGGACUCUCCCCCAACGACAACAACAACACUGUGGUGGUGAGCCGGCCGCUGGGCUGGGAUCACGGUUUCCAUGGAGACGGCUCUUUCCCGCUCAACACUUCCAGCGGCACCCUGGAGCAGGAUGAUGUCAUUUCCUGUCCGGGCUGCUGCCUGGCGGGACUGAGGUUUCCCUCUGUGUGUCUGAGACCCUUGCGUAGGAACCCCCCUCCCUACAAGAACCUGAACAGGGAGACGCGGGGGCUGCUGUGCCGGGGGAAGCCCUUGAACCCAGGACAUGCAGGCAGGAAGACAGAGCCCAGUCUGACCAUCCCAGAGGCACAGACAUAGUCGUGGUACAGACUGGGAAACAGAAAGGCACUUUGUUAUUAAUGUCAAUAUUAUUAUUAUUGUUAUUAUUAUUAUUGUUAUUGUUGUUUUUUGGAGGGUUUAUGAUUUGCUGGAUCUUUCUUUGUUUGUCUCCCCUUCGAGACCUUUGACUAAAUCGCUGUAACUGUUGGGUUUUUGCGUGCAUUAGCUAACAGCGUGUUGAUAUAUAAAGUGGCUACUGCUGCUGUGGAAAUAGCACUCACCCCCGUACUGGACCACCCUGUAACAAGAGGCUGAAAUGGGAUACCAGGGAGUGCUUUUCAGACAUGAGGCAUGUCACAGUGUGAAGAAGAUUGUUGAUGCCACCUCCAGGCAAUUCAAAGUAAUGUGCAAUUCUGUCACAAUAAAAGAAACAAAUACAUUGUGACAAAGGGCGGGACCGAGCAGACAGCAGCCUCGCACUCUGCCCACUACCCUGCUGAUUUGGGCACAGUUCCCAUCUUUUGUUAACUUGAUUUAAUUAUUAAAAAUGGUCAUAUAUAUAUAUAUAUAUUUAUUAGUCUUAAAACAGUCUUUGAGGUUUUGUGGUUAGGGCCUAUUCACUCCUAAACUCGUGCAGUAUGACAUCAGCAGAGGGGAGAGCUUUGAAUUGUGACAUCACCAGAGGGGAGGGCCUUGAAUUGUGAAAUGUCUCCUCUGCCCUGGAGGGACUCUUGCAAAUGCAUCCUUUUGAGAACGAGAGAAAGCCUUUCAGCCCAUCCACGCUCGCCCAGUUUGCGUCCAUGUGUGAUUAGCUAUUCUUUCACUGUGAAAGCCAUGCAAGUCCUUCUGGAGAGCAAAAGCAGCUAAUGAAGCAAUUGGUACCUACCUCUAUCAGAGGUUCCAAAAUGAUUUUUUUAGGGGGGGGGAUGGUGUGGCUUGUUUUUAAAAAUAAUUUUGUAUAGGGACCACCGCCCCUUGUUCCACACAAGUUGAAAACCUGAGCAAAAGAAACAUGAAAUGGUUACUUUCCUGUGUAUCGCCUGAAUAUUGUCGCAAGGCCUGAUUCUCACCAUACCAGUGAAAGAACACUUCUUUUAUUAUUCUCAGAUUAAAUACAUGAGCUGUUUGAGAACCACUGCACUUGGUGACCCCCCCGCUCUAUGUGCUUCCAUGGGCCCUUUACUCAUGCACGAAAUCGACGCUGCACAGCAGCAGUGAAGUUACUUACAACCCCAGUGUAUAAACACGUGUGGAAGUGUUCAUUUUAUUCAGUCUUGCAAUGCAUUCCUUGUGUAAAAUGUUGUGUUUUGUAAUGUGCAUCCCCCCACAAAAACACACAGCAGUUUGUCAUUGCUGUCAUGUUAGUUCUUGGUACAGUGAGCACUGAUGUAUAAAGUUUAUCAGGUAAAAAAAGAAAAAGAGGAGGGAUUCUAAAAAGAUGCACGUUUUAUAAAUUAUGCUAUAUAUUUGAAGCCAAAAAAUAAAUUGUGUACCAGCGUCCAAGCAUGUUGAUUUUUUCCCCCCCUGUACAGCGUUUCUUUUUUUCUUUUGACUUUCUUUGAUUUCCUUUUGUUUUCCUUGUAUUUGAGCAAUGCACUGAUUUGAGAGGGUGAGGCAGUUCAUACGCAGACUGGUGUUAAGUGGCCCUCCAGAUACCAACCAGCAAUUUUGAUAGACAAGACUGGCUAGGAGAUAUAAAGUUUCUGUAUUUUUUUCAAUGUUCUGUACUAUAUAAUGUGUUUUUUUUUUUUGUUACUAGAAUUUGAAUUCCCUUGAACUGCUGUAUUGAAACUCGUUACAUAUGCUGGAACUCUGGUUUGAACCUUACAGUUGAGUUGCAUAUGUAUCCCAUGGCGGCUCCAUUUGAGAGCACACAUAGGUCUGUGUGUAAUUUGAUUUGACAUUUAUCACGUGCACAGACUGCUAUGAUAGAACACUUGAUUUUUUUUUUGUAGGUGCUUUGCAACAUUACAUGAAGCCUCUGAACUCCAAAAGCACUUUGCAUUAGCUGGUAAUAAAACGUGAUUAUGCAAACAAAUUCAAAAGAAUAUUCUUAAAAACGAAUAAAAAUAUGAAUGGUAAAA
Messenger RNA from Acipenser ruthenus (sterlet), 5224 nucleotides. It is a transcript of the gene tesk1b, whose product is annotated as testis associated actin remodelling kinase 1b. Gene Ontology annotation, cellular component: nucleus; cytoplasm. The record is from RefSeq and is a predicted model, not a curated record. The transcript has 11 exons. Gene Ontology annotation, molecular function: protein serine/threonine kinase activity; ATP binding. Bases 1092 to 3179 code for a protein of 695 amino acids. Lineage: Eukaryota; Metazoa; Chordata; Actinopteri; Acipenseriformes; Acipenseridae. Gene Ontology annotation, biological process: positive regulation of stress fiber assembly; actin cytoskeleton organization; protein phosphorylation.